Acanthosepion pharaonis is the source of this 1695-nucleotide messenger RNA. NCBI's taxonomy places the organism in Eukaryota, Metazoa, Mollusca, Cephalopoda, Sepiida, Sepiidae. The record is from the annotation of a GenBank genome assembly.
AUGGGAGAACACAUGGCAGAACAACUGGCAAAACGACUGGUCGAACACUUGGCAGAACAUCUGGUUAGGACAUCUGGAGAACGACUGGCAGAACACCUGCUAGAAUACCUGGUAGAACACCUGGCAGAUCAUCUGUCAGAACACAUGACAGAACACCUGGCAGAUCAUCUGUCAGGACACAUGGCAGAACACCUGGCAGAUCAUCUGUCAGAACACAUGGCAGAACACCUGGCAGAUCAUCUGUCAGAACACAUGGCAGAACACCUGGCAGAUCAUCUGUCAGGACACAUGGCAGAACACCUGGCAGAUCAUCUGUCAGAACACAUGGCAGAACACCUGGCAGAUCAUCUGUCAGAACACAUGGCAGAACACCUGGCAGAUCAUCUGUCAGAACACAUGGCAGAACACCUGGCAGAUCAUCUGUCAGAACACAUGGCAGAACACCUGGCAGAUCAUCUGUCAGAACACAUGGCAGAACACCUGGCAGAUCAUCUGUCAGGAACACAUGGCAGAACACCUGGCAGAUCAUCUGUCAGGACACAUGGCAGAACACCUGGCAGAUCAUCUGUCAUGACAGAACACAUGCAGAUCAGAACACCUGGCAGAUCAUCUGUCAGAACACAUGGCAGAACACCUGGCAGAUCAUCUGUCAGGACACAUGACAGAACACCUGGCAGAUCAUCUGUCAGAACACAUGGCAGAACACCUGGCAGAUCAUCUGUCACCCUGGCAGACACAUGGCAGAACACCUGGCAGAUCAUCUGUCAGGAACACAUGGCAGAACACCUGGCAGAUCAUCUGUCAGAACACAUGGCAGAACACCUGGCAGAUCAUCUGUCAGAACACAGAACACCUGGCAGAUCAUCUGUCAGAACACAUGGCAGAACACCUGGCAGAUCAUCUGUCAGAACACAUGGCAGAACACCUGGCAGAUCAUCUGUCAGGACACAUGGCAGAACACCUGGCAGAUCAUCUGUCCAAACACAUGGCAGAACACCUGGCAGAUCAUCUGUCAGAACACAUGGCAGAACACCUGGCAGAUCAUCUGUCAGGACACAUGGCAGAACACCUGGCAGAUCAUCUGUCAGAACACAUGGCAGAACACCUGGCAGAUCAUCUGUCAGGACAUCUGUCAGAACACAUGGCAGAACACCUGGCAGAUCAUCUGUCAGAACACAUGGCAGAACACCUGGCAGAUCAUCUGUCAGGACACAUGGCAGAACACCUGGCAGAUCAUCUGUCAGAACAAGAACACAUGGCAGAUCAUCAGAACACAUGGCAGAACACCUGGCAGAUCAUCUGUGGCAGAACACCUGGCAGAUCAUCUGUCAGGACAUGGCAGAACACCUGGCAGAUCAUCUGUCAGAACACAUGGCAGAACACCUGGCAGAUCAUCUGUCAGAACACAUGGCAGAACACCUGGCAGAUCAUCUGUCAGGACACAUGACAGAACACCUGGCAGAUCAUCUGUCAGAACACAUGGCAGAACACCUGGCAGAUCAUCUGUCAGGAACACAUGGCAGAACACCUGGCAGAUCAUCAUCAUGUCAGAACACCUGGCAGAUCAUCUGUCAGAACACAUGGCAGAACACCUGGCAGAUCAUCUGUCAGGACACAUGGCAGAACACCUGGCAGAUCAUCUGUCAGAACACAUGGCAGAACACCUGGCAGAUCAUCUGUCAGAACACAUGGUAG